Molecule: messenger RNA, 6955 nt
Organism: Brassica rapa (field mustard)
Lineage: Eukaryota; Viridiplantae; Streptophyta; Magnoliopsida; Brassicales; Brassicaceae
Product: phytosulfokine receptor 1
Biological process (GO): protein phosphorylation
Molecular function (GO): protein binding; protein kinase activity; ATP binding
Source: RefSeq, a predicted model, not a curated record
UGACUAUAAUGUCAGCUAAAAAAAGUUGGGUUUGAGAAGGUUUGAAACUUGGAUGCCAAAAUGGACGGCUUAAUAACAGUCACAACUAGACUGUGCCUAAGUGAACAAAAGGUGGGGCUUAAUUAGGCUGUUAUAUAUGAUGAACAUAUGAAGAAAUUUGGAGUUUUUGUGAUAUGGAAGUAACAAAUUUAUCUGGAUCCUAUUAUCAAAAUCACUUUCUCUUUCGUCUGAUUGGUACUGGCAUAUUCAUCUUAAUAACAAUUGCUUCUGGACCAUCAAAUCUGCUUCAAACAACUUUUGGGCUUGGAAAAAAUUUCUCAAAUUUAGACCAUUAACUCUUCAGUUUUGUAAAUAUAAUUUGGGAAAUGGUCAAGCUGCGAGCUUAUGGUAUGACAUUUAGACUUCACUGGAUCAGUUGAUUAGCCACAUUGGUCCGCUUGGACCAAGAGCACUAAGAAUAAGGAGGAACGCUGUGGUGGCUGACGCCAUAGUGGAUUCAAACUGGUUACUCCCACACCCACGAUCAGUACAGGAAGCCGAGCUACACGCUCACCUUACCACUAUCUCCCUUUCUUUACAUACUGAUAUUGAUGAUAAUUAUGAAUGGGUUGCAGGUGACUCUCCGGUAUGGACUUUUAAAGCCUCCACUACAUGGGAAGUCUUGCGACCUCGAGAACAAGUAAAGGAUUGGGUGGAUGUUGUCUGGUUUAAAGGGUCAGUGCCCAAAAACACGCCUUUACGAUGUGGGUUGCCAAUCGGGACAGGUUGCCAACGAGGGAGAGACUGGCUUCUUAGGGAUCAUCUGCUGCUGUCGUGCGAGUAUAGUCUUGAAGUGUGGAGGGAGAUGUUUAUCAGGUGCUCUUCUCCGCCUACCAUGUUUACAACUUGGUCGGAGCUUCUAUCUUGGACUAGAACUGCAGGGUCUAAAGAGUUAAAGCUACUGCGUAAAGUGGCUACUCAGACCUUCGUAUUUCACAUCUAGAAACAAAGAAACAAUUUGGUUCACAACCAAAUCUCCAUUCCCUCUUCAUCAGCUUCGUUUCUCUGGUCUUGAUAGAGAAGUUCGCAAAAUUAUUUCUGCCAAGAGGAAGCAUAAAAUCUUUAGUAAAUCACAUGUUUUUUUGGUUGAGAUAGACUGUUCAUGUUACUAUAUUCUUAUGAUCCAUCUUGUUUUUUUUUUUCUUUUUUUUUGUCAAGAUGGCUCAGAGCAAAAUAUCUUUGUAGAAUAUCUCCUUCAUUUUUAUAAAAUUUACAGUGUAGCAAAAAAAAAUAAUAAAAGAAAGUACGUGGGUCUAUAAAGAUCUCAACAUUCUAUGGGCUCUAAUUUGCAACUUCAAAGGCCUUUGUAAGAUACGCUAUGAGAAUAAUGCCGAGUUGCAGGCUGUGAAAGAAUGCAAGUGUUGUUGAACUAAUAAACUUGAUUUAUUAAAGACAUGAACAUUAUAAUACAAGGAAGACGUCUCUAACAAAAACGAUUUUUCGCUGACUAAAUUUCAUUGAAUCAUAUAUAAAAAGAUACAAACAAACUCACAAUUGUAGAAAUUUACAAUACAAGCUUACUUGAAUUUCUUAAAAGACUUUAAAAUAUAAAAAUGUCUGUAAUGAAGACGAUUAUAUCAAAAGCCAUUGCGACCCACAUGGAAUGGAAGAUUAAUUAUAGAGUUGAAUAGUUGAUGUCACAUGCUUUGACUGUCUCCUUCAUUAUAGAUAUCGACUUCAAUAUAUUUUAUUGUUAACUUGGAAUCGUAUCUUAACUUUCUACGUAAAACAAUACUUAAUCUCUUUAUGGAAAAGAUCAUGCACACACCAAAAUAAUAUAUUAGUAGUUUCUUAUGAGGUAAACCAACUUUGAAUGUAGGCUAAUUAGUUUAUUAAACAAUAUAGUAUUUCUUGUUGCUAAAAGUCUUCCAUGUCUAUGUUCAUUUCACCCUUCACCUACAUUGUCUUCAAUUACUUACAAAUCAAGUAAAAUAGUAAAGAAAGUUGUCUAAACAACAGCCUAUGCUUUCUUAGAAACAAACCGUGGCGGAAAAGUGUUAAGACUUUUUGGUUUUAUUGUUUACAAAAUGAUAUGUUUUCUUUAUAAGUCUUACAAACCUUAAAUUAUUAAUUUCCAGUAAGCCAUCUUUUAAUUAAUGUACAAAAAUUAUUAUACAAGUUAUGAUUUAUGCUACUAUCAAACACUUCAAAUGUAAAUACAAUUAUAUAUUAAGAUUAUUUUUAGUGAAUUUAUUUCAAAAUAGGAGAGUUUUUGUUUAUAAAUGAUAUAAUUUAUUUAAUUUUAAAAAUUAAAACUAUUCAUUAUUGUAUUUCUUGAAACCGAACCAUAACGCAUAUAGUUAUCAGAGAAUCCAAUCUAUGAAUUGCCAAAUGUAUUUUCGAUUCUAUUACUCGAAUCAAAUAUAAUUUAAAAAUUAAUAACCGAUAGAUUCUAAAUUAAUCGGUAACGUAUAAAAAUUUGUCGGCAUCGAAGAAAAAGUAUUAGUUGACAAAUUAUAAUCUUUUUAGCAAUGAAAAAUUAUGUAAUUAUCAAAGAUAUUUAAUAUAAAGUGAUUUUACGUAUAUUAAGAUUUGUUAAAGAAUUACAUUUAUUGGUUGUCUAGUAUUAAUGGCUUACUGGAAAUUAAUAUAACAUACUGAUUAGAAGAUGUAAAUGGAGCAUCUAUGCAUGAUCAGUGUGGAGGAGGUCGACUCUUUAACCAACAAACAAAAAUUAGGUUGAAAAUUUUCCUCUUUGGAGUAUCAUGUUUCAUAGAAAUAUCUAGUUUAUGCUGAAGCUUUUAUCGGAAAUUAAGAAUAUCUUGGUAGGGACUAUUUUCAUGCAUUGGGACCAACUUGUAAAAGAACAAAAAAUUAAUUGGAAAAACAAAAUUGUAGUUGAGAAGAGAGAUGCAAGCAAAGUGUUAGCGUCCGUGCUUUGACUUCUCUCUAUCUCUUGUCCUCAUCUUUAUUUCCUCAAGCUGACCUAACCGGUUACUCCUUCCCUCUCCGGUCAUUUUUAACUAUCCUAUAAUUAAAAAGAUAAGAACGAAUGUAAAUAUAUAAAUUAACCUUUUAGAUUUUUCUAAAUUAAACCAUUUGAAAAUGAAAGCAAACAAAGAUCUUAAAGGAAUACUAUACAAAAUACUAACAAUUUGUUGACUUUUUGUUAUUUUGCACUCUUCGUUCAUUAGUCGUUCCAAAACUUCGUCCGUUUACCCUGAAGGUUAGAGCUCCUACUAUUCAAACCAAAAUUUAGAAGAAAAAAAACAAAAGGUUUUCUUAAGUCAAAACUACUUAUUCGGACUUCAUUAUGUAUGUCUAUUAACGAACUCCAUGAUGUUUGACUGAACAAAUACAAAGAAAAAUAGAUUUCUACAACUGGGUCUUGACAGUAAAAUAUGACAUUUCCAUAAACGGACAUAAAUAAAUACAUAACCAUGAGUAUUAACCUCUAUAAAAAUACUGUUGAUUGACCGUCAUCAAUACAUAUGAAACGAAUCUUUUUACUAACACCGUCUUCUUCUUCGUUUAUGACUGUUUAUUAAUUUCCUAUUAUUAUUUAAAUAUUUUUAAUUUUUGGGGUUGAAUUUUACUGUUGCAGUAACACAGACGGAGGAAAAAACCAAACACCCAACUCAUCCACUCUUUCUUUCUCUCUCUAGAAGCCUGCAUUUAAGCCCCCACCACUUGCUGUAUCGUGUUGAAGUCAAAAGUUGCCUAUUUUUCUCUCUCUUCUAUUGCUUCAUCUUCAUUGAUCGUCAUGGCCAGAACCAGAAUCAGAAACCCAUAAACUGUAUCCUCUCAGCUUUCUCACCGGUUUUCUUGAUUUUUAACUAGAAAAAGCCUCUGUUUCUUCUUCUUCUUCUUCUCUCUCUCCAUCAUCAAAGCAUCUCAAAAGCUUCUUCCUCUUCUCAUCAAAAUGCGUGUUCAUCGCUUGUGGGUGAUCGUCACCUUCCUCACAGAGCUACUACUAUGCUUCCGCCCCUCGGACUCCCAGACCCCCCUCACGUGCCACCCACGUGACCUCAACGCCUUGCGCGACUUCAUAACCAACAUCGAACCAAAACCACAAGACUGGCUCCUCGUCAACGACAAUUGCUGCAACUGGACAGGAAUCACCUGCGACAACGACAACAACGACAACACCAUAAGAGUCACUAAACUAGAACUCGGAAACAAAAAGCUGUCGGGGACCCUGUCGGAAUCUCUAGGAAACCUCGACCAGAUCAAAGUCCUCAACCUCUCACGCAACUUCAUCAAAGACUCGAUCCCUCUCUCCAUCCUCACCUCGCCGACUCUCCAAACCCUCGAUCUAAGCUUCAACGAUCUCUCCGGAGAGAUCCCGCAAACGCUAAACCUCCCUUCCCUUCAAAGCCUCGACCUUUCCUCAAAUAACUUCAACGGGUCCUUGUCUCGUUCCAUCGGUAACCUCUCUAGCCUCGCUCGUCUCGAUGUCUCGUGGAACUCGUUUUCAGGCGAGAUCCCUGACGUGUUCCACGAGUUGACUCGGUUGAAGUAUCUCUCAGCUCAGACGAACAGACUCACCGGAGGGAUACCUAGAUCGUUAGCGAGUUCACGGACGUUAAAUCUGCUUAACUUAAGGAACAACUCGUUAACGGGUCCGUUACUGUUGAACUGCACGGCGAUGGUUGAGUUAAACUCUCUCGAUUUAGGUACUAACCGGUUCAACGGCCGGUUACCUGAGAAUCUCCCGGUUUGCAAACGGUUAAAGAACGUUAACCUCGCGCGUAACGGUUUCCGUGGAGAAGUCCCAGAGAGCUUCAAGAACUUUCAGAGCCUAUCUUACUUCUCGUUAUCAAACUCUAGUUUGGUUAACAUCACGUCCGCGCUUAGGAUACUUCAGAACUGCAAGAACUUAACGGCGCUUGUCCUCACGUUAAACUUUAACGGAGAGGCGUUACCUGCUGACGACGCGAGUAUUGUUGGGUUCGAGAAGCUGAAAGUGCUCGUAGUUGCGAAUUGUAGACUAACCGGUUCGGUUCCGAGAUGGUUAAGCUCGAGUAGGGAUCUUCAGCUGCUGGAUCUUUCUUGGAACCGGUUAACCGGAGCUAUACCGAGCUGGAUUGGUGAUUUCAAUUCUCUUUUCUACUUGGAUCUAUCCAACAACUCGUUUACAGGAGAGAUCCCAAAGAGCCUUACUCAACUCCAGAGUCUGACAAGUGGAAGCAUCUCAUUGGACGAACCGUCUCCUGACUUUCCUUUCUUCAUGAAGAGGAACGAGAGCGCAAGAGGUUUGCAGUACAAUCAGAUCGUUGGUUUCCCGCCAACUAUUGAGCUUGGUCAUAACAACCUCUCUGGACCUAUCUGGGAGGAGUUUGGUGAUUUAAAGAAGCUUCACGUGUUUGAUCUGAAGUGGAAUGAGUUGUCUGGGCCAAUCCCUAGCUCUCUCUCUGAUAUGACUAGCUUGGAGCUUCUUGAUCUUUCUAACAACCGUCUCUCGGGAUCUAUCCCUGGUUCUCUUCAGAACCUGACGUUUCUGUCUAAGUUUAGUGUUGCUAGUAACAAUCUCACGGGAAGGAUACCCUCUGGUGGUCAGUUUCAGACGUUUCCAAACUCGAGUUUCGAGUUUAACAACCUCUGCGGGGAACAUAGGUUCCCCUGUUCCGGAGAUGCGAGUUCUGCCGGAACAACAACAUAUAUCAAACAUUCAAGAAGAAGAAGCAGAGGAGGUGAGAUUGGUAUGGCUGUUGGGAUCGCGUUCGGUUCGGUCUUCCUUCUCACUCUUUUAGCUUUGAUAGUGUUGCGUGCGCGUAGACGGUCAGGGGAAGUUGAUCCGGAGAUAGAAGAAGAGAGCAUGAACCGGAAAGAAAUCGAAGAGACUGGUUCUAAGAUUGUGGUGCUGUUUCAAAACAAUAAUGAUAAUGCUCUCUCCUAUGAUGAUCUUUUGGACUCUACAGACAACUUUGAUCAAUCCAACAUCAUCGGCUGCGGCGGGUUCGGUAUGGUUUACAAAGCAAUGCUACCAGACGGGAGAAAAGUGGCGAUCAAGCGGUUAUCAGGAGACUGCGGUCAGAUCGAAAGAGAGUUCAAAGCAGAAGUUGAAACACUCUCGAGAGCGCAACAUCCAAAUCUUGUUCUACUCCAAGGGUUCUGUUUCUACAAAACCGACCGGCUUUUGAUCUAUUCUUACAUGGAGAACGGAAGCUUAGACUACUGGCUACACGAACGUAACGACGGUCCAGCUUUGUUGGGAUGGAGAACUCGGGUUCGAAUCGCUCAGGGCGCUGCAAAGGGGUUGUAUUACUUGCAUCAAGCUUGUGAGCCUCAUAUAUUGCACCGUGACAUUAAGUCCAGCAACAUUCUUCUAGAUGAGAACUUUGAUUCUCAUUUAGCGGAUUUCGGAUUAGCUAGGCUUAUGAAUCCUUACGAGACGCAUGUUAGUACUGAUUUGGUUGGGACUUUGGGUUAUAUUCCUCCUGAAUAUGGACAAGCUUCGGUUGCUACUUAUAAAGGUGAUGUGUAUAGCUUUGGAGUUGUGCUUCUUGAGCUUUUGACUGAUAGAAGACCGGUGGAUAUGUGUAAACCGAAGGGAGGGAGGGAUUUGAUCUCGUGGGUUGUGAGGAUGAAGAGUGAGGGUCGAGCUAGUGAGGUUUUUGAUCCGUUCAUUCAUGGUAAAGAGAAUGAGAAAGAGAUGGUUCGGGUUCUUGAGAUUGCGUGUUUGUGUUUGAGUGGGAACCCUAAACAGAGACCAACGACUGAACAGUUGGUCUCUUGGCUUGAUCAUGUCUAGAAGGUGGACUCUAAUCUUCAGAGAGACAGGGAUACAUUUUGUAGGGAGUCAUUUCUAUACUUUUGAGAUACAGUGUAAAUAGUUUCCAGAGAAUAAUUUGUUUCAUUUUAAUCUUUAUUUGUGAUUCAGAUUUAAUAUUGAAGAUAAAAGACUGAAACAUACAAUGUCUGGUUUUUUCAGAUAUCACAAGUUCUUCAUGCAGUUUGAGUAAACAACAUAAUA